Helianthus annuus (common sunflower) is the source of this 1963-nucleotide messenger RNA. Its product is annotated as pentatricopeptide repeat-containing protein At5g66520. Bases 81 to 1838 code for a protein of 585 amino acids. The record is from RefSeq and is a predicted model, not a curated record. Gene Ontology annotation, biological process: RNA modification. Lineage: Eukaryota; Viridiplantae; Streptophyta; Magnoliopsida; Asterales; Asteraceae. Gene Ontology annotation, molecular function: zinc ion binding; protein binding; RNA binding. The transcript has a single exon.
AACUAUGAAUCUCUUCCCUACAAAACCCCCUCUUCCCACCUCAACACGAACAACACCACCAAUCCCAUUCCAACUUUUAUAUGUUCAUCAUCACCAAACCAAAACCCCCAAUUUCUAAAACCCUAAUCUCUUCUCUCCUCCACAUCAAACUAUCACACGCCGGCAACCCCCACCACACCCCAUCACCCCUCUCACUCCUCAAAAACCCAUCAAUUUUCUCCAUCAAUAACCUCCUUAGAUCCUUCACCAACACCCAUUCACCCCACAAAACCCUCAGUUUUUACUCUUUCAUCCGUAAAAACAAUAAUUUCAAACCCAAUAAUUAUACAUUUACGUUUCUGCUUCAAGCAUGUACUAAGUUUAAUAAUAUUGUUGCUGGGUUUCUGGUUCAUGGUCAUGUUAUUAAGCUCGGUUUUUAUGGAGAUGUGUUUGUUGGAAACAGUUUGGUUAAUUUGUACUUUGUUUUUGGUGAGGAGAAAUGUGCGCGCCAGGUGUUUGAUGAAAUGUCUAGGCGAGAUUUGGUUACGUGGAAUGUGGUUAUUGCUGGGUGGGUUAAGUUGGGGCGUGUGGCGGAUGCGCGCAAGGUGUUUAAUGAAAUGCCUGAGAGAGAUGCGGUGUCGUGGAGUUCGUUGAUAACGGGGUAUGUGAGAAAUGGGUUGUUGGAGGAAGGGGUAGAGUUGUUUGAGAGGAUGGUGGAGGUUGGAGUGGUGCCGAAUGAGGCGGGGUUGGUGAUGGUUUUUUCAGCGUGUGCGCAGUUGGGGUUGGUUGAGAAUGCGGUAAGAAUUCAUUCGAUUGUAGAUGCGUUAAGUUGCCGUAUGACGGUUCAUGUUUGGACUGGACUUGUUGACAUGUAUGCGAAGUGUGGGUGCAUUGAUAAAGCUCGCGAGUUGUUUGAUAAAAUGCCGGAGAAAGAUGUUUCGUCGUGGAAUGUGAUGAUAUGUGGACUUGCUACACAUGGGUUAGGGAUGGAAGCCAUUAAACUUUUUGAGAAAUUCUUGAUUGAAGGACACACACCCGUCAAUGUGACAUUCAUAGGCGUGUUGAGUGCGUGUAGCAAAGCAGGAUUAGUCGACGAGGGUUAUCUUUAUUUCAAGUUAAUGACCGAAAAAUAUGGAAUUUUCCCGGAAAUGGAGCAUUACGGGUGCAUGGUUGAUCUUUUGAGUCGUGCGGGAUUGGUGACCGACGCUAUUGAAUUUGUCGAACAAAUGCCAAUUGAACCCGACCCUGUUUUAUGGGUCACUAUUCUUGGUGCUUGCAGGACACAUGGGUUAGUAGAACUUGGUGAAAAAACUGGUCAAAAACUAAUCGCGUUAGAUCCAACUCGCCAUGGAAAUUACGUACAGUUAUCUAGUAUUUACGCAAGAUCAAACAAAUGGGAAGAAGUAGUAAGAACACGAGGGCUGAUAACCAGUCAAAAUUCCAAAAAGGUUCCAGGAUGGAGUUUGAUCGAGGCGCAGGGGAAGAUCCAUCGGUUUGUUGCUGGAGAUCGACAACAUGAUCGAACGUUGGAGAUUUACAUGAUGCUUGAUAAGAUGAAUGCUAGGAUUGCAGAGGCUGGUUACUCGCCUAAUGUGUGUCCAGUUUUGCAUGAUGUAGAGGAGGAAGAGAAGGUUAAUGCGGUUAAAGAGCAUAGCGAGAGGUUAGCGAUUGCGUUUGGUUUGCUGGUGACAGAGGCUGGUGAAUGCAUCCGCGUGGUGAAGAAUUUACGGGUUUGUGGGGAUUGUCAUGAGAUGACCAAGAUUACAUCAAUGGUGUUUGAAAGAGAGAUUGUAGUGAGAGAUGGGUGCAGAUUUCAUCAUUUUCGAGGAGGCGAAUGUUCCUGCGGGGAUUAUUGGUAAUGUAAGAUUAGGAAUUUGGUUUGUGUUUAUUUUCGAAAAUUUGACUGACAUUACAUGUGAAUGAUGCUAUAGCUUUUCCCAUUUAUCAACUAACAUUUAAUAAAACGAUUCAGUUUUUAUUACAA